This is a messenger RNA of Drosophila takahashii, 1342 nucleotides long. RefSeq names its product Bcs1 chaperone (gene Bcs1). Gene Ontology annotation, molecular function: ATP binding; ATP hydrolysis activity. Gene Ontology annotation, biological process: mitochondrial respiratory chain complex III assembly; protein insertion into mitochondrial inner membrane from matrix. NCBI's taxonomy places the organism in Eukaryota, Metazoa, Arthropoda, Insecta, Diptera, Drosophilidae. The record is from RefSeq and is a predicted model, not a curated record. Gene Ontology annotation, cellular component: mitochondrial inner membrane.
AACGGUAACACUGUAGGAUUACAAUUUAUCAAUGCCGACGAGAUGACUUUGCCCGAUCUUGUGUCCGGUCUGUCGUCCAAUCCCUAUUUUGGGGCCGGAUUUGGACUGUUUGGAGUAGGAGCCGCGGCUGCUAUCUUGCGGAAAGGUCUUCAAGGCGGUUUAAUCCUGUUCCGGCGACACUGCAUGAUUACCCUGGAGGUGCCGUGCAGGGACAAAUCCUACCAGUGGCUCUUGAAGUGGAUCACCAUCAGAGGAGCCCGCAAGACGCAGCACCUGAGCGUGGAGACGAACUUUGUACAGAACGACAAUGGUACGAUUAAGACCAGCUAUGAUUUUAUACCCAGCAUCGGCAAGCAUUUGUUUCAGUACAAAGGCAAUUGGAUUCAGGUGGAGCGAACCAGGGAACAGCAGACCCUGGACCUUCACAUGGGCGUUCCCUGGGAGACGGUGACCCUCACAGCCUUUGGAAACAACAAGGCUAUUUAUUUUGACAUCUUGGAAGAGGCUAGACACUUGGCUUUGGAAGCCACCGAAGGAAAGACAGUGCUCUACACAGCGAUGGGUGCGGAGUGGCGACCCUUUGGUCAUCCUCGAAGGAGGCGUCCCACUGGUUCGGUGGUCCUGGAUCGUGGAACGUCUGAAAAAAUCAUUGCCGACUGUCAGGACUUUAUCAAGAGUUCCCUGUGGUACACUCAGCGCGGGAUUCCCUAUCGAAGAGGCUACCUUCUCUACGGACCUCCGGGUUGUGGCAAAUCCAGCUUCAUCACUGCCUUGGCCGGCGAACUGGAGUACAGUGUGUGCCUUCUCAACCUUUCCGAAAGAGGCCUCACCGACGAUCGACUCAAUCACCUCUUGAAUGUAGCCCCUGAACAAAGUAUCAUCCUGCUGGAGGAUAUUGACGCAGCGUUUGUCUCGCGAGAAGCCACUCCACAGCAGAAAUCCGCAUAUGACGGUUUGAACAGGAUAACCUUCAGUGGACUCCUCAACUGUUUGGAUGGCGUGGGUUCCACAGAAGCCAGAAUUGUCUUCAUGACCACAAACUACAUAGACCGUCUUGAUCCCGCCCUAGUUCGACCUGGUAGAAUAGAUUUAAAGGAAUACAUCGGUUAUUGUACGCAAUAUCAAUUGGAGGAAAUGUUCAAGAACUUCUUUGCCAAUAGUGACCCCACGAAAGUAGAGGAGUUCGGCAAACGCGUAACUUCCUUUAACCGUUCAGCAAGUCCUGCACAAAUUCAAGGCUUUUUCAUGAAACACAAAUUGUCUUCCCCGCAAACAGUUAUUGAUUCUUGUGAAGAUAUCUGGGAGAAUGUUUUGAGUCCUAAUAAAAAAGAUAACUAAGUGA